Messenger RNA from Ricinus communis (castor bean), 786 nucleotides. Its product is annotated as heavy metal-associated isoprenylated plant protein 39. NCBI's taxonomy places the organism in Eukaryota, Viridiplantae, Streptophyta, Magnoliopsida, Malpighiales, Euphorbiaceae. Bases 149 to 457 code for a protein of 102 amino acids. The record is from RefSeq and is a predicted model, not a curated record. Gene Ontology annotation, molecular function: metal ion binding. The transcript has 3 exons.
UCUACAGAAGCAUCCACCUCCACCUGUAGACUCAAAUGAGCCACUUGUACGCCUUGCAUUCCCACCCUUUUAAAAGCUCCCCACACACCUCUUAAUCUUAGUUGUUUUAUUUCAUUUCUCCAAAAGUUCAUUUCAUCUUCCUCUUCUAAUGGCUCAGCAGAAGGUGGUUUUAAAGGUUCUGACCAUGACUGACGAUAAGACUAAGCAGAAGGCAAUAGAAGCUGCUGCUGAUAUUUAUGGGGUUGAUUCCAUUGCCGCGGAUCUGAAGGAGCAGAAGCUAACAGUGAUAGGUCAGAUGGACACAGUAGCAGUGGCAAAGAAACUGAAGAAAGUAGGGAAAGUGGAGAUAAUUUCAGUUGGACCUGCCAAAGAAGAAAAGAAAGAAGAGAAAAAAGAAGAGAAGAAAGAGGAAAAGAAAGAAGAGAAGAAGGAAGAGAAGAAGGAGGAGAAGAAGUAAUUAAUCAAACCACAAAAUUAAUUCUCUGAUCUGGUAAUACAAUGAUUUCAAGUCGUUGAAGAAGAUAAAUUUAUUGUUUCCUAAUCAAAGAACCUCCUUUUCUCACAUGGUUUUCAAGAAUCUAUCGGUGGAAGAUAUGUUCGAGCAAAUAAUACAAAUAGGGUUAGUGCAAUCCUGCUGUACUUACUGCACGUUCUGCUGUUUUCACAUGGUCAUACUAUUUGUUAUGGUGGGGGAUAUUUGUCUGUUUUCAUUUAAGAAGAAACCAUGUAAUUAGCAUUGUAAUUUUCCUACUUACAUGAUAAGUUUUACUGAGAAAUUUGGUGUCA